AUGUCAAUUCUUGUGGUUCUAGUUUCUUCUAGUUUCCAACAAGAUGAAGAAGAAACUUCCGAUUUUUAUUCAGUGUUGGAUUUAACACGUUCAGCAACUAUCGAAGAAAUUAACGAGAAAUUUAAAACCGUCAAGGAAAGAUAUGAACAAAUUCAAUCCUUGGUUCAAGACGAAUCUCCACAAUCAGACGAAACUCUAACACAAUUCGGAUUUAAUCGGAGUGACUUUUCCCUCCUCACAGAACAAUAUUCCCAAAUGACUAAAGCCUAUGAAACACUCUCCGAUCCAACACGUAAACAAAUUUAUGAUCAAUUCUUUCGAAUAGGAAUUUAUCUCAGAAAGGAAUGGGGAUGGAAAGAAGAAGAUUUGGAAUUUUUGUUUAAUUUACUUGUUGGAUAUGGAAUUGCAUUUGUAGUGAUUGCAUUCUUGAUGGUAAUUGUUGGAAUUUUGCUGAUUUUCUUGUUUGGAUUAAUAAUUUGGGCAUUUUGUUGUGUUUCUUCCAAACAUUCAAAUUCAUUGGAAAUACCAAAACAAUUGGAUCAUUCAAAAGUAUUGGAAAAGGAUAAAAUUGAAUAA
Molecule: messenger RNA, 576 nt
Organism: Naegleria gruberi
Lineage: Eukaryota; Heterolobosea; Eutetramitea; Acrasida; Naegleriidae
Product: DnaJ domain-containing protein
Exons: 1
Coding region: 1-576 (191 amino acids)
Source: RefSeq, a predicted model, not a curated record